AUGACCGGCCGAGGGAAACCCGCAAACAUACGUCCUAUUUCCCCCACAGGCUCCUCCCUGGCUGUCCGCCCUGUACCCUGGACUCGCAACUUUGCUGCCCGCUCAUUCGGCCCAGGUGCUGCGGCGGACAUCACGACGACAGCCCGGCCACUCCGGGAAGUGCAAGAACAGGCUGACACCGCUACUUACUAUGACCCGACGCCCUACAACCCAAUACUCGAUCAAGGGAUAGAUCUGCUUCGCGAAAUCGAGGGAUGGGAGCAACGCGGCUUGCGAUGUUAUACCCUGUCCGCGUAUGGGGAUGAGGCAUUCCAUCGCUUUAAACUAGAUGUGAUCGAGGACCAAGAUGCUCUGAAUGGCGCGUCCGAUGACCGUAUUCGGGAGGAAUUCCGGGCUCUGAUCCGUAGUUUCAAUCUGUGUGAUGAUGAGGAAAGGUUCGUGCCUCCCGCUCGCAACGUGGCUUGUCUAGUUCUCGACGAGGCCACGAUCUCGAUGCUCGUCAAUCUUUCCUUCCCAGAGGACCCAAUGGAUGAUCAUAAGGCAUUUAGCGAGGUGACCAUCAAAGUCGUGGAUAUUUGGUGGCAGCGUUCUUCCGCGCACCCUGAAUCGAGUUAUCGGGGUGUGGGAGAUUGUCCCAUCGUUUCACUCGACAGGCUCUAUUUGAUGCUCAUGUCGGGUGUAAACAGUGGUGCCAUGGAGGAUCUCCAUCCGAUGAGUGUUGGUCUGUAA
Aspergillus glaucus CBS 516.65 is the source of this 729-nucleotide messenger RNA. RefSeq lists its product as uncharacterized. Lineage: Eukaryota; Fungi; Ascomycota; Eurotiomycetes; Eurotiales; Aspergillaceae. The record is from RefSeq and is a predicted model, not a curated record. The coding region runs from base 1 to 729 and encodes 242 amino acids. The transcript has 2 exons.